Molecule: messenger RNA, 1529 nt
Organism: Spinacia oleracea (spinach)
Lineage: Eukaryota; Viridiplantae; Streptophyta; Magnoliopsida; Caryophyllales; Amaranthaceae
Product: signal peptide peptidase
Exons: 12
Coding region: 248-1279 (343 amino acids)
Biological process (GO): membrane protein proteolysis
Cellular component (GO): lumenal side of endoplasmic reticulum membrane; cytoplasmic side of endoplasmic reticulum membrane; membrane
Molecular function (GO): aspartic endopeptidase activity, intramembrane cleaving
Source: RefSeq, a predicted model, not a curated record
CAAAAAUGAUUUUAUUUUCUAACAUAUUUUCAUUUUUCAUAGCCCCUCUUCUCCCCCCUUUUUCUCUCUCUAGUUCUUCGAUCUGCGACUUUGAAUUAAUUUGGGGGAGAGAAAGUUUGGGACAUCAGAUCUCAUUUCUCCUUGAGAAGUGUAAUUUAUGCAGAAUUGAAGGAUUCUUGGAAUUUGCGGAUUUUGAUCAUAGAAUUUGGGGCAUUUACGUCGAAUUAAGUCUGGUAAAGUAGGAAUAAUGAAGAACUUCGAACGUUUUGCGAAUCUGGCCCUUGCAGGAUUGUCUUUGGCGCCACUUGUUGUGAAGGUGAAUCCAAAUGUAAACGUGAUAUUAACAGCUUGUCUUUCUGUUUAUGUUGGCUGUUACCGGUCAGUCAAGGACACUCCGCCAACUGAGACAAUGUCCAAUGAACACGCUAUGAGAUUUCCAUUGGUUGGGAGUGCCAUGCUGUUAUCUCUGUUUUUACUUUUCAAGUUCUUUUCAAAGGACUUGGUCAAUGCCGUGCUGACAUGUUAUUUCUUUCUUCUUGGAAUAUUAGCCUUUUCUGCAACAUUGUUACCUGCAAUUAAGCGUUUCCUGCCAAAUCAGUGGAAUGAAAAUGUUAUUAUGUGGCGCUUUCCUUACUUCCGCUCUUUGGAGAUUGAGUUCACAAAGUCUCAGGUGGUUGCUGCGAUUCCUGGAUUCUUCUUUUGUGUAUGGUAUGCUGCAAAGAAGCAUUGGCUUGCCAACAAUAUCUUGGGUCUGGCAUUCUGCAUUCAGGGAAUUGAAAUGCUUUCACUUGGCUCUUUCAAGACUGGUGCCAUUCUCUUGGGUGGACUAUUUCUGUAUGAUAUCUUCUGGGUGUUCUUUACUCCAGUUAUGGUUAGUGUAGCCAAGUCCUUCGAUGCACCUAUAAAGCUUUUGUUUCCCACAGGAGAUGCCGCGAGACCAUUUUCCAUGUUGGGAUUAGGAGAUAUCGUUAUUCCUGGCAUCUUUGUUGCACUUGCAUUACGGUUUGACGUUUCUAGAGGGAAAGAAAGCCAAUACUUCAAGAGUGCUUUCAUCGGAUACGCAGCUGGAGUGGUCCUUACAAUUGUUGUGAUGAAUUGGUUUCAAGCUGCACAGCCUGCACUUCUUUAUAUCGUACCCGCGGUCAUUGGAUUUUUGGCGGUACAUGUGACGUGGAACGGUGACGUUAAACCGUUGAUGGAAUUUGACGAGGCAAAGUCAGCCGAGGAAACGUCAUCUAAAGAUGACAACGACUCUGCAUCAAUUAAGAAAGAGGAAUAGAACAACAGUCUUUACCACAACAAACAGCUAGAUUGUAGCGCGCUCCUGGAUUAUAUACGGUAGUAGUAUGUUGUUUCAUUAGGGGCCGGAAUUUUCUCAAAACUCUUUCGGGGCCUUUUUCUAACUUUAGAUCGAACCUUCACACAGUAAUAUCAUCAUCCCUUGUAAAAGAUUUUGAUGGAAUUGUGGAUAAUGUAUGUCAUUAUCGUUAGCCCCCUCCCAUAGUAUGAAACAGAGCUCUUUUUUCCUA